Messenger RNA from Schistosoma margrebowiei, 3095 nucleotides. Lineage: Eukaryota; Metazoa; Platyhelminthes; Trematoda; Strigeidida; Schistosomatidae. The record is from the annotation of a GenBank genome assembly.
GCGGGUUUUCCAAGUACUUGCGUUUCUUAGUAUUGCAUAUUGUCUUUCCAGAUUUUUAGUGUCUCACAUCCUAUGGGAUCACUAUCACUGGGUUAUUAUCCUUCUUGUGAUGUGGUAGCGACGGCAACAUCUGGGUCAGCUUCUACAGACGACCGACAACAAAAUCUUAUUUAUCCAUGUAUUAAAAUAAUGAGCAUCACUGGAUUCGAUCCUGAACGGUAUAAAGUCAUCAAGGGUGAAUAUACACCACUCGCAUGUUAUGGUGAAUUACGAAUUAAUUAUUGUAUCACACGUGAUAUCCCUUUCCUAUCAAAUUCAUUUAUUACAAAUUGGUCUCAAACACAAGUUAAUCUUGACAGACAAUUGUAUGACAAACGAUACAAGUGUAGAUUUGUUUUCUAGAUUUAAUGAAGCCUUUGAUUUACCCUUACCAUAUAAUGCCUUGUACGACUAUAAUGGAAUUUGUUUUGUCCUGUCAUCUACGUAUACGGAUAAAAAAGGUAUGCAUGAACAGUUAAUAGCCGGUGCAAACAUGAAAUUAUAUAAUUCUAAAAAAGUAUUUCGACAAGGAAUUUACGAACUUGAAUUACAUCCUUUGGAACCGUUAGGUGUUUAUCGACUAGAGGAUGUUGAAAAAUUAGUGAGGGAACCUACUUUUGACUCAAAACCUUCGAAUAUGGAUACCAUGAAUCAGAUCCUUAAGACGAAUCGUAAACAUCUUCGUAAUGAAUUGUUAGAAACACCAUUAGAUCGACAUUGUAUGCCAGAUGUGGAACAUGCGGUUGAUGAGGCGAAACGAGCUAGUGGACGUUUAUUCCUUAGUGUAAAAUUUGAGUUUUCAAGAAGCUAUCCAUCUGUGUAUAUGCCUGUAAUAUUUCAGCGUCCAUUUCUGCCUGAACAGUCAGAAUUACGAGCUGAUCGAUGGAAUCCAGUAGAUGAAAAAUAUUUUAAAAUGACACGUAAUGCUCGUACAGCUGACGUGGAUCGUGCACGUAAACCUAAUAAAGACAUAUUAGAUAGAUUGAAACUUAUCCUUGAUUUGCCACCAGGAUUAAAUAUAUCCGAGUCAGAUGGGGAUCUUAUCUGGAAGUAUCGAUUUUAUUUAGCUGACAAAUUCCCUGAAACUUCUUUAGCGAAAUUCAUUUUAUCUGUUCGUUGGGAAUAUACAGAACAAGUGAAUCAAGCCGUUGAAUUGUUAAAACAAUGGCCAAAAAUAGCGCCUGAACAUGUUCUAGAACUAUUCACUCGUCAAUUUCUUCAUCCUGCCGGUAGAAGAUUUGCUGUACACCGUUUGGAAGCUGCCAGUGAUGAGGAACUUAUUUUAUACUUAUAUCAACUUGUACAAGCAUUACGCUAUGAAAAUUGGCAUGAUAUAUUUUCAGUUCAACCUAAAAGGAAUGAUCGAACUUCUAAACGUAAUGUUUCAGAUGUUAUAAAAGAAGGUAAUUCUGAAGAGGUGAAAUCUACAAAUUUGACAUCAAAUCGUAAAAUGCCAUCAUCUUUUCGUACUGGACGAGGUGGUGCAUUGCAAAAUAUUGAACGCAGUCGUGAAGAAUUAAUUGGAUGGCACUCUGAUUUAAAAAAAGAAUGGAAAGAAGAUUUAGCCAGUUUCCUUAUAAGACGUGCUCAAUUAAAUUUUCGUAUUGCAAAUUACCUGUAUUGGUUUUUACAAUUAGAGGCAAACAGUAAUGAUGGUGAAGAUGAUUUCUCUGAACGGGAUACAGUAAAUUCACCCGAUACUCAAAAGAUGUAUAAACAUGUUUUGAAUAGACUUUUACAUGCUUUCGAUGCUGGUAGUCCUACUUGUCAAAAAUGGAACAUAGAACUACUACAACAAACACAAUUCAUUCAAGAUUUAUGCCGGUUGCUAAAAUCAGUUACCAAUGAUUUGGGUAAUCGUUCACGUAAAAUUGAAUUGUUAAGAUCAAAGUUGGAUAGUGAAGAAUAUGCUCAUAUUAGGCACAUUGAUAAACCAUUCCCACUUCCUCUAAAUCCGGAUAUUAUUGUAUGCGGUGUACAAUCGUCUACAGCUACACUAUUCAAGAGUUUUCAACGACCUGCAUUACUGACUUUUAUCCAACCGAAUGGCGACACUUAUCGAGCUAUUUUAAAACACGGUGAUGAUUUACGUCAGGAUCAAUUGGUUUUACAAAUGAUUGAGUUAAUGGAUGUGAUACUUCGCAAAGAAAAUUUCGACCUUAGAUUGACACCGUAUAAAGUUUUGGCUACAAGUAACCGUCAUGGUUUAGUUCAAUUUGUCGAAUCUAUUUCAUUGGCUGAUAUCCUUCAUCGUUCCACAUUACUAGCUUAUUUACAGUUAAAAGCUCCGAGUCCAAAUAGUCCUAUGGGUGUUCAAAAAGAUGUUAUGGAAACAUAUAUUCGUUCUUGUGCCGGUUAUUGUGUCAUCACUUAUCUUCUUGGAGUUGGUGAUCGUCAUAUGGAGAACUUACUACUCACUGCUGAUGGUCAUUUAUUUCAUAUUGAUUUUAGUUUUAUUCUUGGCGCUGAUCCUAAACCAAUGGCACCUGAAGUAAGAUUAACUCGUGCAAUGAUUGAUGGUAUGGGUGGUCCAAAUUCAAAUCAAUUUAAUGAAUUUUGGAAAAUCACUUUUACAGCUUUUCUUAUUUUAAGACGGCACGCGAAUUUAUUUUUGACUCUAUUUUCCUUAAUGUCAAACACUGGAAUACAGAAUUUUAAUGGUCAACAAAAUAAUGCAUCUGAAUUUUUAAAAGAACAUUUCUGUGUACAUCAAUCAGAAGAGAAAGCUGUUAGUCGACUGGCUAAUCGUAUGACUGAAUCUAUCAAGGCUAUUGUACCUGAUAUUAUGGAACGAAUACACACUAUUGUACAAUAUAUGAGGAACUAAUCAAACCUUCCAAUAAUCUAAUUGUGAUAUAGAUCUAUCUUCAAUAUCCUUUUUGUCAAACUUAUAUUUUCCUAACAAAAAAACAUCAUAAAUUUUCACCAGGAUACUUUUGCUUACAAAAUGUUUCAGUCAAUAAUAAAACGUCACAGUAUUUCUUAUCAUUAUUUAAUAUUUUUUUGUAACAAUGUAUGUACAUGAAUAAUAAUAAUAAUAAUAUUAACAAUAAUAA